AUGGAUUCCCAGCCUAUCGAUCAUUGGCUGUUACCUACUACCUUCAGUGUCGCUAUCAUACUCCAUGGAGUUCAGCUCUACCUGUUAUACAAGGAGCAUCGGUUUCUCAAGCAUUCCACCAUCCUUUUUGUGGUUACAAGCAUAGCCUUGCUUUCGUCCUACUACCAUACCGACGACGACACAGCGAUCUACCUGUCGAUAUCCUUGAAAGCACUUUGCCUACACUAUGCCGUCCUGUCAAAGUACGGGGUCUCGAUCCUACCGCUACUGGAAAAGAUGUUCUGGACGAGAAGGUGGGCCAUCGCCAUUAGUGGAUACGGUCUUCAGACCCUUUUUACCAUCGCUAGGGUUGUCGCCAAACUCGAACUUGGUCUGGAGAUUCUAUGGUCGCUGGUCAUCUCUGAUGUAGUAGUCCCGGGAUUGCUUGCCUACCUGUUUUGCAAGUCUGCAAGGCGCGUGAACAGGCCCCUGGACUCCCGGCUACGCUACUACUCCUCGCUCCUUUUCAGUGGGCUAGUGUUUCUGGCCUCAGGUUUCCUACUUGGCCUUGGCGCCGUACGCGUCAAUAUCUUCCCUUAUACAUACACGCUUGCAGUGCUUUCGUCGGCUGGAACGAUUUUCCAGGCCAAGCGAGCGAUUGUCCAGGCCAGUGUUACCGGGACGCUACCCUCGAACACGAGGGACGGGUCAUUGCAUCGUCCAGAAGCGUCAUCUACAACUGCAUGGCAGCCGGUGUAG
Messenger RNA from Anthostomella pinea, 738 nucleotides. The record is from the annotation of a GenBank genome assembly. NCBI's taxonomy places the organism in Eukaryota, Fungi, Ascomycota, Sordariomycetes, Xylariales, Xylariaceae.